GUAUGAAAGUGAAUCAUUAGUUUUUACAGCAGGUCAUACAGGCUUUAAUCUAACAAGCAGAGUUCAGGAGAUAAGACAGAGCAGGUUCAGGUCACAAUUUUGUGUGAAGAUCGAGGAAACAUGCAAACUAUGGACAGUAAAUCCAAACUCCGUGCGACGAGCGCCUUGGUUUUCCACACUGUUCUCAUUCUUCUGGUAGCACGCUUCUAUACAGGCGAGGCAGUUGGUCAACAUCAACUAGUGGAGGCGUCCAUCGGCAUCACUGGUGAUGUCAUGUUACCGUGCCACGUGGAACCUGCCACGGACGCCACCGACGAGUUGCUGGAGUGGUCGAGGCAAGACCUGAACCCCAGAUUCAUCCACGUGAGGCGGGACGGUGAAGACCAUCUGGUUGAUCAAAACACAUCAUACAUGAACAGAACAUCGGUGUCCGUCGAUGGACUGAAACAGGGAAACAUGUCGCUGAGACUCUCCAGAGUGAGGCUGUCUGAUGAGGCCACUUACAGGUGCUUCAGUCCAAGAUUGAAGACAGAUUCUAGAGUUCAGCUUGUUGUUGCUGCUGCCAUUGAGAUAACCAAAGACGGUGCUGGAGUGCUGAAGUGUAAAUCUGCAGGCUGGUAUCCAGAACCUGAGGUGUUGUGGCUGGACGCUGAGGGAAACCUCCUCUCUGCUGGACCUACAGAGACAGUCAGAGGUCCUGAUGACCUCUAUACUGUCAGCAGCAGAGUGACUGUGGAGAAGAAACAUGGAAACAACUUCACCUGCAGAGUCCAGCAGAACAACGAGCACCGAGACACCAAGUUCCACAUUGCAGAUGAUUUCUUCACGGAUCCAUCAGUUAAUUCUGCCAUCCUCGCUGUGAUUGGGCUCAUUCUGUUUGUUCUGGUUGUUCUUGUAUUUGCUUUAUUUGCCUGGAGGCAAAACAAAAUCAACACCAAGAAGAACCCUGAGGAUGAAGAAUCACAGAGUGAAGAAAAAAAACCACUGAUGAAGAGUGAAAAAGAAACACAACACAACAUUGGAGGAACACAACAAGAACCAAGAACCCUUCAGGAACAGUGCGUUGAAAGAGGAGAUGCAGAAAGUGUAUCAACAUCUAUAAAAACAGAAACAGCAAAUCAGAAUCUGAUGAAUGAAAAUGUGAAGGAAACAUUGACUGAACAUAGUGACACAGCAGCUCAGAAACCAACUAAAGGAGAAGAAUCACCAGAAGAUCCCUCAGCAGCAGAAACAAAGACAAAAAGUAAAUCCAACACCAAGAAGAACCCUGAGGAUGAAGAAUCUCGAAGCGUUGAUUCAGAAGAAGAAAUAGAGCAGCACAAAGAAGAAGAAAAUAACACAUCAGUACCUGAAACAUCACAGAAGAUAGUCGAUAGUUCGAUUAAUGGUCAACAGCAAAGUGAUGAACAAUCUGUAAAGUCUGGAACAACACCUGAGUCUGAGAUGGAACCUGGAAGACAAGAAGAUGAGGACCUGACAGAUGAAGAAAACACUGAGAAUCAGACGACAAAACAAAAUCAAGAGGAGUCUGAAAACAAUGUGGAGGGAACACAGUCAGUUGAGACCAAACCAGAUGGAGAACAAAAAGAGGCAGGUGCAACAGAACCAAGAAUACCCCAAGAAAAACGUAAUGAUGUUGACAAAGGAGAUGCAGAAAAUGUAUCAACAUCUAUGACAGCAGAACCAGCAGAUCAGAGUCAGAUGAAUGAAAGUAAAGAGGAAACAUCAGCUGACAAUAGUGACACAGCAGCUCAGAAACCAACUAAAGGAGAAGAAUCACCAGAAGAUCCCUCAGCAGCAGAAACAAAGAUAAAAAGUGAAGAAACACCGAGUUCAAGUUCAGCAGAUGAGAACAACGGAAAAGAUGAGCUGCCAACAGACACUAAAAUACCAGAAAUAAAUAUAAAAAAUGGAGUAACAAAGACGGACCCUGCAACGAGAGAAAGUGAAGAAGCAAAACAUCCAGAAAGUUGAACAUCAGUUUAGGGUCCGAGACCGAGUUAAAGACGACAAACAAACCAAGACGUGAUGUGAUGACAAACAUGGAAAGAAAAGUAGAUAAAAUGAGAGAUGUGGUAGACAGAAGAACACAACUAAAGAGGACGUUGUCAUGUUUAGCUCUUUUACGUGUCGGUUCAUGGACAUCUUCUUGGGACGUUUGAAAGUUUUUAGCUCUUUUGUUUGCUUCAGGAUCCUUUAAAGUCACCAGUGAGCAGUUUCUCCAAACACUUGAUAUCUUUCUAAGUUUUGUUCAACGUCUUUUAUCUUCUUCAGUUUUGUUUUGUUUUUUUUAGCCUCUUAACAGCUUCUGGGACCAAACUCCAAAGCUGCAGAAACUUUUCCUGCACUGAUGAAGUCAUUAAACACACCGACGUCCAGAACACCGUGGGGCCUGAACUCAGCUUAAAUAAACCAAAUUUAUCAAAUACCUUGAAGUAAAACCUGGAAUGUGCCUUUAAAUCACAUAGAAAUUGUGGAAAAUAUGUGUAUUUGUCCCAAACAUGAAGGAACUUUCUGAACAGAGAUGCAACUUUCUGCUUCGAUCUUAAUCAUGACUGAUGAUGCAGAUUAAUUUCAUCAUUUUCAAGGUUAUACAGUUUAAAUUGUCCAUAAAUGAAGGCCGAUUUAACUUUUAUAUUUUACUUUUUUUUUCUUUAAAUGAAACACAGUCUAGACUCUCCAGAUCUUCCAUCAUUUGAUUUGAUGAUACUUGGCCUUAACCUUUAUUUCAUGGGGAAUAAUCAUAUGUUUUUACACAUAUCUUACCAUAAAAUGCUGUCAGUAGAGAUAUUUUUUCAGAUAUUUUCACAUGAUGAACAGAAAUGUGUCAUUUUUUUAAUUACUUCAUUGUUCAUGUACUUGCAGAGGUGGAAAACAAUCAUUUUUUUGUUAUUAUUAUUUGGACAUUUCUGACAUUUUUGAAUUUAUUAGCAGCUUUUGUUCCCUAAUUAAAUAUUCAGGCUUCCAGAAAAAAAAAACAAAAAACAAAAACAUUGUUUCUAAUCAGUUAAAAAUGUGCUUUUUGUUUUAUUUCAAGUCUUUUCUUGAAGUCAUGUCCAUUGUAGAUGUUUGUAUCACGUACUGAUUAUACAUGUGAUGUAUUAUAUAUGAAUGCAGUUAGAAAAAUUAAGGCAAGUUGGGAAAAAAAAUCAUAUUUUAUUCCAUUUUAGAUUUAUCUGGGAAUGUAAAGAAUGAAAUGAUCAAGUGAUUAAAUAAAAAGUGAGAUCAAUAAAGCAGAUAUCAGUGUUGUA
Messenger RNA from Amphiprion ocellaris (clown anemonefish), 3251 nucleotides. RefSeq names its product immunoglobulin A1 protease-like. The transcript is spliced from 7 exons. NCBI's taxonomy places the organism in Eukaryota, Metazoa, Chordata, Actinopteri, Pomacentridae. The record is from RefSeq and is a predicted model, not a curated record. Bases 121 to 1974 code for a protein of 617 amino acids.